Helianthus annuus (common sunflower) is the source of this 1446-nucleotide messenger RNA. RefSeq names its product ATP-dependent DNA helicase pif1-like. Gene Ontology annotation, molecular function: DNA helicase activity. Gene Ontology annotation, biological process: DNA repair; telomere maintenance. Lineage: Eukaryota; Viridiplantae; Streptophyta; Magnoliopsida; Asterales; Asteraceae. The record is from RefSeq and is a predicted model, not a curated record. The coding region runs from base 1 to 1446 and encodes 481 amino acids. The transcript has 2 exons.
AUGCCAAAUGUUCCUGGGAACUACAUUUCAGCGUUGAACAGUCAAAUGAUAAUGAAAGAACUUUCCUAUGAUCGGGCUAGCUUAAAAAAGGAACUUGCAUCUUUCUUAAAAUCUUUAACUGAUGAACAGCAAAAAGUGUAUCAAACCGUCAUGAAUGCAGUUGCUAAAGGAAGUGGAGAUGCGUUACGUUCCAAAGGUGAAAUUGUUUUGAAUGUUGCAUCCAGUGGUAUUGCAUCACUUCUAUUAGCUGGCGGUAGAACGGCUCAUUCCAGAUUUGUAAUUCUGAUAAACGUUAAUGAGGAUUCUAUAUGUUCUAUAGAACCGCACAGUGAGCUAGGAAGCUUAAUGAAAGAAACUAAGAUGAUAAUCUGGGAUCAAGCGCCAAUGACACAUAAGCAUUGUUUUGAAGCUUUGGAUAGAACAAUGAGAGAUAUAGUCUGUUCCAGUAAUUCGUCCUUGCAGUCCAACCCUUUUGGCGGAAAGAUAGUCCUUUUUGGUGGUGAUUUUAGACAAAUCCUUCCGGUCAUUCCAAAAGGUACUAGAAGCAUGAUUGUAAAUUCUUCAUUGAAUUUUUCUUAUAUAUGGCAGGAUUCUCAGUUACUCAAACUAACUGAAAACAUGAGGUUAAAAGUUGGUACAAAAGCAUGUAAUCUUCAGGAGACCAAGGAAUUUGCUGAAUGGAUUUUACGCCUUGGUGAUGGUCUACUUGGUGAUCCAAAUGAUGGAGAGGUGGAGAUUGAAAUUCCAGAUGAUCUACUUAUACUAGAUGAAGUCAAUCCUAUAUCUUCAUUGAUCUCAUUCACAUAUCCGGAUAUGCAAAACUUUAUGUGGGAUUCAAAUUACUUUCAACAAAGAGCCAUUCUUACUCCCACAAAUGAUGUUGUUGAUUCAAUAAACACAGAACUGUUAAAUAGUAUCGUUGGUGAAGAGAAGAUAUAUCUAAGUUCAGAUUCUUUAUGUGAUACUGAGCAACAAACCGACCUUGACAUGGCAUUGUUUCCUCCAGAUGUGCUAAACAAAAUGCAUUUGUCAGGAUUGCCUAACCAUAAAUUGGUUCUUAAGGUUGGAGCUCCGGUAAUGUUACUUAGAAACAUUGAUCAAACAAAUGGUUUGUGUAACGGUACACGGCUUCAAGUAACAAAACUUGGAAAACUUGUAAUUGAAGCAAAGAUUAUUACCGGAACUAAUAUAGGUCAUCAUACUUUGAUUUCAAGAUUGAAAAUGACACCAAGCGAUAAAAGAUUACUGGUGAAAAUUGCACGAAGACAGUUCCCACUAUCCCUAUGCUUUGCAAUGACCAUCAACAAAAGCCAGGGACAAUCACUUGAACGUGUAGGACUAUAUCUUCCACGUCCGGUUUUUAGUCAUGGACAACUAUACGUAGCUGUAUCUCGAGUAAAGAGCAGGAGUGGUUUGAAGAUUUUGAUAUGUGACAGAGAAAAAUAA